AUGUAUAACCAACACAAGAUAAUGAGGAGAUUACUUGGUCGCCAGAAUACCGAAUCCUCUAGCGAUGGCAACCUCGGUGUCACUAGCUCUCCGGUCCCUCAAUCUUACCGACCUAAUGCCUCCCAAGACGCAGUAUAUUCCUCCUCCGUACCCGUAGCUUGUCUCGAUAGAUCCGCCGAUGGUCAACAUGCCGUGCUAGGUGGUCGCCAUAUCCUCAAGACAAUUCAUUUCGAUGGUCUUCAAGUUAAGGAGGGUAUUGAUAUCCGUUCCAUUAUUACCGCGCAAUAUGCAAACAAGAGCAAUGCAAGUUUGGCCUCGGAUCAGCUUUCAAUUAAAGACGUCAAGUUAGCCUCCAACCAUGGCAAUGAUCUCACAGUUUUUACUGCCUGCGCCAACGGGAAGAUAUUUAUGUAUGAUAUUAGUCGGUUGGGCUCGGGUGCUGGUUUUGAACCCAUUCAAAUCAGAGAAGAUUCGCGACAGGUGAACACCCUCGAUUUUAACCCUCAUUGGGGAACCUGGCUGUUAUCCGGAGGUCAGGAUGGUACGGUGCGCUGUUUUGACGUGAAAGCGCCCAUACCUUCGCGUAGUGGCCCAACAUUUCGGACAAUACAGGGUUUCAAAUGUAAUGCUGAUGGUAUUAGCGACGUGAAGUGGUCGCCUAAAGACGGCAUGAUCUUCGCCUGUGCUACGGAUUCCGGUGUCAUUUUGAAAUGGGACUUUCGGAAAUAUUCUGCGCCUUUAUUAAAGAUUAAUGCCCACGAUACUCAAAAGGGAGCGUCCUCCAUCUCGUGGCAUGCAGAUGGAGAUCAUUUGAUAAGCGCGGGUUUGGAUAGCAAGUGUCACGUCUGGGACCUGUCCAAGAAUGCUGAGAAAAGGCAAAAGCCCAAGUGGACAAUAAAUGCCCCGGCUCCCGUCACGAACGUGGCGUGGCGACCGGGUCUCUGGUCUGCUACUGCGCAAGGGCGUCGAGCUGCCCAGGUCGCGGUAUCUUACGACGAAGGCGGACACGUUAAGAAGAAUGGUAUUAGUUCUGUGCAUAUUUGGGAUCUGGCACGCCCGACAAUGCCGUAUAAGGAAAUAGAUAUAUUUGAGAACUCGCCUAGUGCUCUGCUUUGGCACGAUCAGGAUCUGCUUUGGACAGCAGGACCCGAUGGGUUCGCUCAGUGCGACGUUGCAUUCGCUCCUAAGGUAAUAGACCGCCAACCACUCUCAAACGUCGCUUUCUCCGCUAGAGGAGAGGCGCUUAUGUUUCUGGAGGAGAGAGUACAUUUACCUCGGCCACGCCCAGCAGUAAUUUCGCAUCAGGGAUUGCCUAUAUCGUCGUACAGCUCUAGUCCUACUGGGCAGGUGCUCAGCAUUAGUCGUAGUGACUCGGAAGAAGAUGUAAUCGGCAGCUUUCUCGGCACGAGACGGAAUGCGACCGAAAAGCGCCGAGGGAAGAAUAAAGUAGCUAAUACUCUAAGUACAACACCUCCAUCUGGUUCUGGUGUGGAGGACCAAGUCAUCCCAUUAGACCAAGCGAUGAAGAUAACGGGUUCAUUCAAGCCACACCAAAUCAUGGCAAUUGGCCAAAUACCUGCAGCCCCCAAAAUGCACGUGUAUAGUUAUCUAUCUCGGCAGUACCUUGAGAUUCUCAAACAAGAUCUUCCAUAUACCGAAGGGGAUCGGCCCUUGAACGAAAGGGUUGCUGGAAUCAUCGAGAGAUAUGCACGAGCUUCCGAGAGUAUCAGUCAAUUUCGACUCGCACAGACCUGGAGAAUAUUAUCUUACGCCAUCGGCCUUCUCCUGACCCGCAGGUCUCAAUACCACUUAAAACAGCGCCAAGUGCGCCGUGAAAGGUCAUUGCUGGAAGCCGAUAAAGACACCUCGGAUAUUAAGUUGGCGUUCUCGAAGGAGGAUGCAUCCCCACGAAUAAGAGUCGACGGGGAAGACACUCCGAGAAAGCCACCGUCCGUGUCAUCUCUCGAGAGUCGUCACCCCCUAGGGAAGUCGUUACUCACCGAGGAGAUAGAUAGCGAAUCGAAUGUCCCGACGCCCUUAGCCCGGCCUGUUAAAGAAAAUGUUAGCGAUAAUCACGAAUAUGUUGCGGGGAGGCUGUUGACCCCUGUCUUAGAAAUGGACGGCUUCAACCUACCUCCUUCUAUCCUUCCAGAGGGUUCCGGUCCGCGGAAGAGACUCAAUUCUACUACUCUUUCGACCUUAAGCCAGGAUAGCCAGAUGUCUAGCACGGAAGGAUACGAUUUCUACGAUAUAGACGCCAUCGAGCAUAUUCCAAGGGCGAUUGAUGUUCCGAAAAAGAGGGAGCCACUAAGUCUUGACUGCGCAGAACCAUCAUCACCAAAUGCACAAAGAAGGCCCAUUAGACACAAUUCGGAUGAGAGCUAUACGCAAUUGUUUUCGUUGUCGGAUACUAGUAGACAAACAUCGGUUCUUACAGGUUCAUCCAAUAGUAGUGCGCGUAUCUCUCGGAGAACGGAACAAAUGAGCGGGAGCUUGGGAGAGGCAGAUGAGGAAUAUGGAAGCAGAAUCAGAGGUAAACGGAUAGAGGGGUCUCCUGAAAGCAUGAGAUAUCCAACACAACAUUCGAUAGACAGGCAUGAUUCUGGCCUCACGGAUGACUUUAAAAUAUCGCAGACAACUACAGACACCAUGGAUAGCGAUCCGUCCCCAGAAAUCAAUAGUAAACCCUCGAAAUAUGCAACUAGACUAGUCUUAGAAACAAGGCUUGCUCGGGAACGUUCUAUGAUAGAGCAGCCCGAGGACCACCCAUCACCUCAUGUCACCGAGACCGACUUCCUCCCAUGGCCAGGUGAUCCCUCCUAUCCACAUCCAAUCGCAGACGAGGUAAACUCGAAACUACCUAUCCCGCCGAUUAACCCAUACGAUGUCCUAUCGCGUGCUCUAGCCUUCGAGUCGAGACAUUCCGCUCUUAACGCAUCCGCUAUGAUUCUCCUCUUGAAACCUCUGGUACCCGACGAUGUCAUCGAUUGCCACCAAGCUGCCGCUAUUCUAAGACAGUAUCACAAACGCCUAAUGGGCAUGAAGCUAUUCGUCGAAGCCACACUUCUACGCAACCUUUGUGUUCAGGGGUGGCCUGAUGGUCUUCCGACGUGGGGUGAAAACUAUACUUCCGUCUUCACUCCAGCACAAGAUCGUGUUUCAGCUACAUUCAUAUGCCCACAAUGCCAUAAGCCGCGUGAAAUCGACCGUUCUAAUACAGCCGGUCCUGGUAUAUGGAAAUGUGAGCGUUGUCGUACCGUAAUGGCGCCCUGCGCAGUCUGCGGACAUCGAGAUGCAACAGCCGACGCGCUUCCACCAGUAACGGUUUCGGAAGGCUUAAUAACAAUUCCAUCUCACCCGUCCGAUGAGCCUAUACUCUCGACAUGGUGGUAUUGCCCCGGCUGCUCUCACGGCGGUCACGCAAACUGCCUACAGGACUGGCACGCACCAAUCCUGCCGAAGGAAAUAUCCUCCCCCGCCUCUUCCCACCCGUUCGACAAUGCCUUCCCAGAAACAAACAGCGACGGCUGCUGCCCCUUCGACGGCUGCGGGCACGCCUGUCUCCCAGGCCGCUGGCGUAACGAAAGCAGCGCCGCCCGCACCGAAGAACUAGGCCGUGUCGUGCGCGAACAAACUCGGAACUCUAUCAGCGUCGGCUCUGGCACUGGCCUCAAACGCGGCGGCACCAAGGAGAGAAAAGGUAGCACCGCCAACGCUUCGAAUACACCCUCCAACGCUAUUCGUGGUGACGCUAUCGAGGUCCCGCAGAGCAGAGCGGUAGAGAGUGUGCGGGAGGCGCUGUCUACGCUUGAGGUUGUCGGUGCUAAUGGGGGCGGAGGCAGUGGGAGCGGUGGAAGUAAUGGCGGGAUCUUUGCAGGGAUCCUUAGUUCUAGCCCCGGACGCGCUAGUUUGGUUGGAAGCGGGAGCGGGAGCGGUCCGGAACGAAGGAAGAGUGUUAAAUUUGCGGGACCGCCGGAGGCGGGGCGGUGA
Molecule: messenger RNA, 3990 nt
Organism: Daldinia childiae
Lineage: Eukaryota; Fungi; Ascomycota; Sordariomycetes; Xylariales; Hypoxylaceae
Product: putative WD repeat-containing protein C4F8.11
Exons: 1
Coding region: 1-3990 (1329 amino acids)
Biological process (GO): positive regulation of TOR signaling
Molecular function (GO): protein binding
Source: RefSeq, a predicted model, not a curated record